Molecule: messenger RNA, 2798 nt
Organism: Paramormyrops kingsleyae
Lineage: Eukaryota; Metazoa; Chordata; Actinopteri; Osteoglossiformes; Mormyridae
Gene: kctd20
Product: potassium channel tetramerization domain containing 20
Biological process (GO): positive regulation of phosphorylation
Cellular component (GO): cytoplasm
Source: RefSeq, a predicted model, not a curated record
UCACACCUCCAAGUAAACAUGUGCAGAAUCAUCUGUACUGGUCGUGGCUUUGCUAUUGUGCUGGGAAAGUUUUUCUCCUUUCCAUACAUCCACAUAUUUUCACAGCUAAUCUAGAAAAUAAAGUAGACAUCAGCAGUCACAUGUUAGAUUGUACUUCUCUUAAGGUUUUGUAAACAAGUAAUUUCUUCUUUUAGUGUUGAUUGUAAUAUAGUCACCUGAAUACUGCAUUACAGUUUGUGAUUUGAAGAGACUAAAAACAGACGUGCAUUAUAUGGCCCAAAGGACACCCCAAUUAAUUAGAGAAAUUGCUUAAUUAAGCCACACCCAUCAGAUACGGAGGUGUAAUUAAGCACACAGUUAUGCAUUCUCCUGCAACAAACAUUAUCAGCAGAAUGGGUGGCUGUACAGGUAGGUUAGUGGCUUCCCACUUGGCCUCAUCGUAGGGCACCAUCUUUGCAACAAGUCAGUUCCCCAAAUUUCUGUCCUGCUAGAGCCGCCCUGGUCAAACGCAAGUGAAGUGACUGUGAAGUGGAAACAUCUGGGAGCGAGAUCAGCUGCAAAGUGGUCCCGAAGCUGCAGUACCAACAGUGAACUCCAGGGGGCAAACAGGCGCAACAUGGAGGGGAGAAAGCUGGAGGAGUGCCGCCUGGGCAGCUUCAAAGGCCCGGAGAUGAGUGGCCCUCUGCCCAGCAAGACGAGCCCCACGCCUCCAGCCCCCGGCAAGGUCACCCUGCUGGUGGACGGCAUUUGUUUUGUUGUGGACCCUGCGGUUUUUACAGCCCACCCUGACACCCUGCUGGGCAGGAUGUUUGGUGCAGACCGGCAGCGCGGCUUCCUGCAGCCCAAUGAGGAGGGUGAGUACGAGCUGGCCGAGGGCAUCAGUGCCGCAGUCUUCGCAGUCGUGCUGGAUUUCUACCAGACGGGGGUGCUGCACUGCCCUGACGGCGUGUCGGUGGGUGAGCUGCGAGAGGCCUGCGACUACCUCCGCAUCGCCUUCAACCACAGCACCAUCAGGUGCCGUGACCUCAGCGCCUUGCUGCAUGAGCUGUCCAACGAUGGCGCUCGGCGGCAGUUUGAGGCUUUCCUGGAGGAACUGCUGGUGCCCGCCAUGGUAUCCAGCGCACAGGAGGGCGAGCGCGAGUGCCACAUUGUGGUACUGACUGACGAGGACACAGUGGACUGGGACACGGAGCACCCGCCUCCAAUGGGCGAGGAGUAUUCUCAGAUUCUGUAUAGCACCAAGCUGUACCGUUUCUUCAAGUACAUUGAGAACCGGGAUGUGGCCAAAGCUCUGCUGAAGGAGCGAGGCUUAAAGAACAUUCGCAUCGGGAUCGAGGGGUACCCCACCUGCAAGGAGAAGGUGAGGAGGCGCCCUGGAGGCCGGGCCGAGGUCAUCUACAACUACGUGCAGCGGCCGUUCAUCCAGCUGUCCUGGGAGAAGGAAGAGGGCAAGAGUCGGCAUGUGGACUUCCAGUGCGUGCGCAGCAAGAGCGUGCCAGACCUGGCUGCUGCGGGGGAGGGUGCGACCAGGUCCGGAACAUCCGCCAGCCCGCAGGUGGACGAGCUGGACCGCCUGAACGGGCCCAGCCACCGUCUUGCCCUCCUCUCUAUGUGGACACCCAGCGAGAGCUGAGGAACGAUCAUUUCCUCUAGCCUGCGCCCUCAUCAAGUGUUCCCACGGCAACCACAAGCUAAGUUCCGCUGGGUUUCUCUCCUGGCGCCCUCUGCUGGGUGACCGCGGACCACAGCCCUGAAGGAUGCACCAGAGGCAUGGCUUUGCCACUGAGGAUGGUGAGAGAGACGCCCCCCCCCUCCACUGGGGUACUCUACACACAUUCCAUUGGCUUGCGUGACAUUUGACCUUUUAAAGGGCUGGAUGUUAGGCAUCCAUUUUUUAUUUAUAAGGAAGACAUGCAGGUUUUGUUGUCCUUCAUUUUUUGGGAUGGGAACUUUCCAGCACUGCUGAAAGUAAGACGUUAUGGGGAAUACUAUGGUAACCGACGAGGUGAAUCACAUGACCUGAUUCAGCAUGUUAAAGUCUUGAGCAUAGCAGGAGUCUGAGAGGGGUUAUAGUUUAAGAGGUGGGGUUUUGUGCUGGGAAUGGCAAUGGUACCAUUAUGCUGAAGAGGGGCUUUUGCUUUCAAGCAGAGAGGUGUUAUGUUUGAAAGGUGCUCCUAUAACUCGUUGCACAUUCUAAUCUUUAUGGGCUUGAGUCACUGUGUGAGAGUAGCGUGUGAAAGAGAGAGCUAGAUAUGGUAUCAGGUGUGUGUGAGAGAAGCAGACAGUCUUGGCGUGAACCUGAGUGUGUAUGUGGGAGAGGAACAAGUUACAGGGAUCAGUGUGUGUGCGCAUGUGUGUCUGCGCGUGCGUGUGUGUGUGUGCGCGUGUGUGUGUGUCUGUGCGCGCGUGUGCACGCAUGUACACAUGGUCACAUAUGUGUGUUCUGGUGGUAGAGUGCAUCUAGCUGUAUCUGUGAGCUGGUCUGAAACACCUUAAUGCACCCUGCAUGAACAGCUAGUCAUGUUUAGCUUAAUGUUCAAUUCACCAUUUUUGUCACGGCUGCAUAAAUCUCUAAAAGUUUGCAUUUUCAUAAAAUGUACAGCCAGCUGUUUCUCUGGUCCUUUCUUUUAAAAGUUUGUGUGAUCUGAACAUUUUUCUUUAUAAAUCAUAGAGAACAUUUUUUAUAUGCAUAUCCUACAUGUUUAUACGUCGUGCUUAUCAAUGUGAAAACACUGCAUCUUUGAGAAAAUUGUGAUUUAAAAGUUUGAUGAAAUAAAAGAUUUUGGCAAGUCCCAUAA